Anas platyrhynchos (mallard) is the source of this 2703-nucleotide messenger RNA. The record is from RefSeq and is a predicted model, not a curated record. Lineage: Eukaryota; Metazoa; Chordata; Aves; Anseriformes; Anatidae.
AUGGCGCUGGGACCCCCGCCCGAGGAGGGCACCGUGGCUGUGGUGGUGCGCGUGCGGCCCCCAAACCCCUGCGAGCGGGAGGGGGCUGCGCACGCCGUGCUGCACGUCGUCGACCAGCACAUCCUCGUCUUCGACCCCGAGGAGCCCAGCGGCCCCCCCGGCACCGCGCUGCCCGGCCGCGGGGCCAAGCACCGGGGCAAGGACCUGAAGUUCGUCUUCGACCGGGUUUUCGGGGAGGGGGCCACGCAGGAGGAGGUGUUCCAGCACACCACGCGGGAGGUGUUGGACGGCGUCCUCAAUGGCUACAACUGCUCCGUGUUUGCUUACGGGGCGACGGGAGCGGGGAAAACCUACACCAUGCUGGGCUCGGAGCAGAGCCCCGGCAUCAUGUACCUCACCAUGGUGGAGCUGUACAAGAGGAUCGAAGCCAGAAAGGACGAGAAGAGCUGCGAGGUGCUCGUCUCCUACCAGGAGGUGUACAACGAGCAGAUUCACGACCUGCUGGAGCCCAAGGGCCCCUUGGCGAUCCGGGAGGACCCAGAGAAAGGAGUCGUGGUCCAGGGCCUCUCCUUCCAUCAGCCCAAAUCGGCAGAGCAGCUCCUGGAGAUGUUGGCCAACGGCAACAAAAACCGGACGCAGCACCCCACAGACGCCAACGCCACCUCCUCCCGCUCGCACGCCGUGUUCCAGAUCUACGUGAAGCAGCAGGACCGUGUUGUCGGCCUCGCUCAGGACCUGCAAGUAGCCAAGAUGAGCCUGAUCGACCUGGCAGGCUCGGAGCGAGCUUCGGUCACCAACACCCGGGGCGAACGGCUCCGGGAAGGCGCCAAUAUCAACCGCUCGCUGCUGGCCCUCAUCAACGUCAUCAACGCGCUGGCAGACGCAAAGAGCAAGAAGACCCACAUCCCGUACCGGGACAGCAAGCUGACGCGUUUGCUGAAGGACUCCAUCGGAGGGAACUGCCGCACCAUCAUGAUUGCUGCCGUCAGCCCCUCCGCGCUGGCCUACGAGGACACCUACAACACGCUCAAGUACGCCAACCGGGCCAAGGAGAUCAAGCUGUCGCUGAAGAGCAACGUCCUCAGCCUCGACUGCCACAUCAGUAAAUACGCUGUGAUCUGCGAGCAGCUGAAAGCAGAGGUGGCAGAUCUGCGGGCGAAGCUCCGUGCCUAUGAGGACACCGCCCGGGACGCAGAGAAGCAGCCACCAGCACCACUGGCUGCCCCUAGCUCGAGCCCAGCGGGGUUGCCCAGGUCGGAGGAAGCUGUCCCAAAGAUGUGCUCAGCCCUGGGUGUUCACGGGAUGAGCGAUGGAGGGCAGCAGGAGCUGGGAGCUGGACAGGCUGCUCAGCCACAACUGGAACAGGAGGAGGAGGCUCCCAAGGAAACUCCUCCCAGGAGUCCCAGAGCAACUGAUGGGACAGAUCUCCAGCCGGGAAUGAGGAAACCAAGCUGCCUUCCACAGAGUUUGUCCAGCAGCCAGACAGAAACGCUCGUGGCUGCUAUCCUGAGUGUUGCCCGAAAGCAGUAUUCCCUCCUGAAGGCUGCCAACCUCCUAACUCCUGACAUGAUCUCUGAAUUCGAGGAACUGGAGCGCCUGGUGCACCAGGAGGCUGGUGCAAGCCUGGAGCAAGCCCUGCUGCCGAACAGACCCACAGAUGCCCAGGGGACACAGCAGGGCUGUGACACCGUGGCAGCAGCCACCACGCCUGCUGCUGAGCCCGGCGUCCCCAUGACCAGGGCAGCUCUGCGGCGCUUGCAGCAGCUUGCUCCGCUCUCCAGUCCCACGCUGGCAGCUCCUGGCCUGGCGAGGAAGAGGAGGAGGUCUGAGAUGAGCAAUGCUUCCAGGCUGGAAACUCCCCACAGCCUCAAAACGCAGGCGAAGCGCCAGAGGAAAUCCUCCCCAUGUGGCCUACGGAAGGGCUCCAGGAGAGAAGCGGAGGCUCCCGAGGCGAUGCAGAGCCCGCGCACACCCUGCUACAAAGAGGCCAAAUCCUCCCAGCUGCUGCGGAGUUGCACCCCCAAAAUCUGCCCGCUGACAGUCACCAAAAGACGCGUGCCCCUGAUGACAUCAGCUGCCCAGAACUGCUGCACCCCGACUGUCCUGGCUGCCCGUGACCUGAACGUGACUUUUGACCUCUCCGAGGACAUCGUUUCACCUGGCGUGGCCAAGCCAGACACCUUCAACCUGCCCGAAUUCCCUGGCUGGGAGAACACCCAGUGCCUCUUAAACAAGCAGGGUGGCCCCUUCGUGCCCAGGGCCUCCGUCCCGGUGUUCGCCGUGAGGGGCUCCUCCAUCCCCAAGCCCUCCUCUGUCUCCAAAGCAUCUGCGCGGAAGCGGAGGCGAGCGGUGAGCACCACUUCGUGCUCGCUGGGCGGGCUCCAGAGCAGAAUUGGCCAGCUCUCCAGCAGCAGCCAGAGGUCGGCGCAGCCCCCGAGCAUCCCAGAGCAUCCUCGGCGUGGUCUCGGCUGGAAGAGCAAGCACAGCACCCAGGAGCUGACAGCGCGCGGCAGCGCCUCCACUGCACCCACACUGCCAGCCCCAAAACUCCUGUGCUGAUGGCACCCAGUAUGGCCCAGUCCUCUCCUGGGGUCCCAAACCCAGCUGCCAAACUUCUUCCUCUGGGCCCCAUCAUCUCCCUCCUUGCAGUAGGGCCACCUCCCCUGCCACCUGCAUUUGUCACCCCGUCCCCUGCCACCCUCC